Messenger RNA from Cuculus canorus (common cuckoo), 5949 nucleotides. It is a transcript of the gene ZNF532, whose product is annotated as zinc finger protein 532. The coding region runs from base 675 to 4655 and encodes 1326 amino acids. The transcript is spliced from 11 exons. Lineage: Eukaryota; Metazoa; Chordata; Aves; Cuculiformes; Cuculidae. The record is from RefSeq and is a predicted model, not a curated record.
GGGUCUGGGGGCGAUCGAGGUGAUGCUGAGAGGGAAUACAGACUGGGGCCGGGUGGGCAGCACCGGCUCCUGAGGGAUGCCUGCUUUUAACUCAAAGGGACGGAGAACGGACAGGAUUUUCCUCCCCCCCAUCUGAAAACCAAACGUGCGCUUAGAUUUGAGCCCGCAUUUGUGUCUCAGAGUGGAGGCUGAAGGAUUCACAGAGAGGGAGAGGGGGAGAGAGGAGAAAGCCGUAAUGAAUGUAGCAAAGGGAAGAACAAAGGCUGUUAGAGCUUACAGGGGCGAACACUAAACAUUUGCCUUGGGGAUCCUUUUGCCAGAGCUGUUGCUUCCCAGAGCAGGAAAUCAGCAGCCCCAGAAUCCUUUCCAGCAUGAUUUUUCAGCCCUUGGCCGGGGUUGCUGCUCGGGUAAUCUGCAAUCAAGCUAAACAUGGAGGCAGACACUGAGCGUGCCGUGCUCUGGCGUGCCGUGAGGGUCUGUCCCUCCGCGCCCCGCAGAACAAAGUAGCCUGGCUGACAAGCCCCGGGCGGCUGUGGACGCUGGAUCUGUGCCACGAAUGUUUAUUUUUAGCAAAGAAGGUGUUGAAUUUGCAGGGAUUUUUGUAGGCUGUAAGAUGAGAAGCCCGAAUAGAUGCUGGAGGCCGCCCUGUUCUUGAUUUGCUUACGACCAAAUACAUGACCAUGGGGGAUAUGAAGACCCCGGAUUUUGAUGACCUCCUCGCCGCCUUUGACAUACCAGACAUGGUUGAUCCGAAAGCAGCUAUUGAGUCUGGACACGACGACCAUGAAAGCCACAUAAAACAGAAUGCUCACACAGAUGAAGAUGCUCAUGCUCCAUCGUCAUCUGAUGUUGGCGUGAGUGUCAUCGUGAAAAACGUGCGCACUAUUGACUCCUCUGAGGGUGUGGACAAGGAUGGCCACCAUUCCACAGGCAAUGGCUUGCACAAUGGCUUUCUGACGUCGUCAGCACUCGAUAGUUACAGUAAGGAUGAGGGGAAGUCACUUAAAGAUGAUGGGUCAGUUUCUGAGGCUGCACUGAAGGAUUCAGCCUUCAACCAGUUUAGCCCGAUAUCAAGCGCUGAAGAAUUUGAUGAUGAUGAAAAAAUUGAGGUGGAUGACCCUCCGGACAAAGAGGAGAUGCGGGCAAAUUUCCGAGCCAAUGUCCUGGCAGGAUCUGUAUCCCAGCAGGAAUAUGACAAACUGAAGGUGCUUGGGGGGGAGAGCUUGAUGAAGUCUGGAAUCCCAGUUUCAAGCAGUAUAGAUAAAAAUAAAGUUGCUAAACGAGAGACAGAGACAAACUCCAUGAAUUUAGGUGUCUACGAGCCUUUCAAAGCUCGAAAAACAGAGGACAAAUUGCUAAAGGAUGGUUCUGAAAAGCUUCUUGAAAACAGGGUGCUUGAUGGAAAACUGAGCACUGAGAAAAGUGACACCAGUCUGUCCAGCAUUUCGCAGUCCAAAGCAAAGUCAUCAGCCAAGCUUUCCUCGUGCAUUGCUGCAAUCGCAGCGCUGAGCGCUAAAAAGGCAGCGACAGACCCCGGUAAAGAUCUGCAGCCUCACUCAGGAGAAUCUUCUCCGUUACCGAAAGACCUGAGUGAAAGUCCCCGGGCCAUUGAGAAAUCCCCUGAGUCGCAGAGUCUCAUCGAUGGUGCUAAGAAGCCGUCUCUCAAACCACCUGACAGUCCCCGGAGCGUGUCGAGCGAGAACAGCAGCAAAGGGUCUCCCUCUUCUCCUGCAGGGUCGACACCAGCAAUCCCCAAGGUUCGCAUAAAGACCAUCAAGACUUCCUCUGGGGAGAUCAAGAGAACUGUUACCAGAGUGUUGCCUGAGGUCGAUCUGGACUCCGGUAAAAAGCCGGAGCAGAGCCCUUCUAUGGUGACUUCCAUGUCUCUCCUGUCCUCACCCACCUCUGCUGCUGUUCUUUCCUCUCCUCCCAGAGCUCCUCUUCAGUCCACAGUGGUCACCAACGCAGUCGCCUCAGCAGAACUCGCACCGAAACAGGUCACAAUCAAACCUGUGGCCACAGCCUUUCUCCCCGUGUCAGCAGUUAAAACAGCGGGUUCGCAGGUGAUCAAUCUGAAGCUUGCUAACAACACGACAGUGAAAGCCACCGUGAUAUCUGCUGCCUCAGUGCAGAGUGCCAGCAGCGCCAUUAUCAAAGCCGCCAACGCCAUCCAACAGCAGACCGUCGUGGUGCCAGCGUCGAGCCUCGCCAGUGCCAAACUCGUGCCAAAGACAGUCCAUCUCGCCAACCUUAACCUGCUGCCUCAGGGUGCUCAGACCACCUCCGAACUCCGACAAGUGCUCACCAAACCUCAGCAGCAAAUCAAGCAGGCAAUAAUUUCUGCGGCAGCCUCCCAGCCCUCAAAAAAGGUGUCUCGAGUGCAGGUGGUGUCAUCCCUGCAGAGUUCGGUCGUGGAAGCAUUCAAUAAGGUGCUGAGUAGCGUCAAUCCCGUUCCAGUUUACAUCCCAAACCUUAGCCCCCCUGCCAAUGCCGGAAUAACGUUACCGACACGAGGUUACAAGUGUCUGGAGUGUGGCGACUCAUUUGCACUCGAGAAGAGCCUGACCCAGCACUACGACCGGCGGAGCGUGCGGAUCGAAGUGACAUGUAACCACUGCACAAAGAACUUGGUUUUCUACAAUAAGUGCAGCCUCCUUUCUCACGCUCGCGGACACAAGGAAAAGGGAGUCGUAAUGCAGUGUUCACACCUGAUUCUAAAGCCAGUGCCAGCAGAUCAGAUGAUAGCGUCUCCAUCAGGCACUGCUGCUGCAUCUCUGCUCCCGAGCCCUGGGGCAGCAGGCACACACGCUGGCACAAAGAUCCAGUCCGGCCUUACGGGGACGGUGAUAUCGGCCCCAGCCAGCACUCCUGUGAUUCCAGCCAUGCCACUGGAUGAAGAUCCGUCGAAACUCUGUAGGCAUAGUCUAAAGUGUUUGGAGUGUAACGAAGUGUUCCAGGAUGAGACAUCCCUUGCCACUCAUUUCCAGCAGGCUGCAGACGCAAGUGGACAAAAGACAUGCACUAUCUGCCAGAUGCUGCUUCCUAACCAGUGCAGCUUUGCGUCACACCAGAGAAUCCAUCAGCACAAAUCUCCAUAUACGUGUCCCGAAUGUGGAGCAAUCUGCAGAUCUGUCCACUUCCAGACCCAUGUCACUAAGAACUGCCUGCAUUAUACCCGGAGAGUUGGGUUUCGAAUAGAUGCGGGAAGGUCACACAUUUUCGGCACAGCGGAACACUGCUUUGGCGAGGCUGAACUGACUCUUCUCCGCUCUCUUUGCAGCUGCGUGCACUGCAAUGUCGUUUACUCUGACGUGGCGGCACUCAAGUCUCACAUCCAAGGUUCUCACUGUGAAGUCUUUUACAAGUGUCCUAUCUGUCCCAUGGCAUUUAAGUCUGCGCCCAGCACACACUCCCAUGCCUACACACAACACCCGGGGGUCAAGAUAGGCGAACCAAAAAUAAUAUAUAAAUGCUCUAUGUGUGACACUGUGUUUACUCUGCAACCUUUGCUCUAUCGCCACUUUGAUCAGCACAUUGAAAACCAGAAGGUGUCUGUUUUCAAGUGUCCAGACUGUUCUCUUCUGUAUGCACAGAAACAGCUUAUGAUGGACCAUAUCAAGUCUAUGCAUGGAACGUUGAAAAGUGUUGAGGGGCCACCAAACCUGGGGAUAAACCUACCCCUCAGCACCAAACCCACCACUCAGAACUCAGCCGGGCACAACAAGGAGGACACAAAGUCUGUCAACGGGACAGAGAAGCUGGAGAAGAAAUCGCCUUCUCCCAUAAAGAAGGCAGAGCCUAAAAAGGUAGCUAAUCCUGGCUGGACGUGUUGGGAGUGCGAUAGGCUCUUCACUCAAAGAGACGUUUACAUCUCCCACAUGAGGAAAGAGCAUGGGAAGCAAAUGAAGAAACACCCGUGCCGACAGUGUGACAAAUCCUUCAGCUCCUCCCACAGUUUGUGUCGCCACAAUCGCAUCAAGCACAAAGGCAUCAGGAAGGUUUAUACGUGCUCGCACUGCCCAGACUCAAGACGUACUUUUACCAAGCGGCUGAUGUUGGAGAAACACAUCCAGCUGAUGCAUGGCAUUAAAGACCCUGACGUGAAAGAAAUGGCUGAAUCCACCAACAUGGAAGAAAGGGAAGUGAAAGAAGACACAAAGGUUCCGAGUCCAAAGCGUAAGCUGGAGGAGCCUGUGCUGGAGUUCAGGCCACCGCGUGGGGCAAUCACGCAGCCGCUGAAGAAGCUGAAGAUAAAUGUGUUUAAAGUUCAUAAGUGCGCUGUUUGCGGCUUCACAACGGAAAAUCUCCUCCAGUUCCACGAACACAUUCCGCAGCAUAAAUCCGAUGGCUCUUCUUACCAGUGCCGGGAGUGCGGACUCUGCUACACGUCGCAUGUGUCUCUCUCCAGGCAUCUCUUCAUCGUACAUAAGCUGAAGGAGCCUCAGCCAGUGUCGAAGCAGAAUGGGGCCGGGGAGGACAACCAGCAGGAGAAUAAGCCCAGCCAUGAGGAUGAUUCGUCCGACAGUGCAGCCUCGGACAGGAGGUGCAAAGUGUGCGCCAAGACUUUCGAAACUGAAGCGGCCUUAAACACUCACAUGCGAACACACGGCAUGGCCUUCAUUAAGUCAAAGCGAAUGAGCUCUGCUGAGAAGUGAUCGGAGCAUCUGGGACGCAAAAACCUCUCCACAUUGGAACACUAAGGACACUUUUGCUACAGGAAGCUCAAAGUAUCGCAGUGUUCACAGUACUGUUCAGGCUGUUGCAAUAUAUUCUGCAUAACAGUGUCCCACUCACCUCAUUGUCUGUGCCCUCACACCCGUGGAAGCAGUAUUUGAGUUGAAAAGAGUUUGUACAUAUUUAAACUAAUAACUUUUAUACUCUUUGUUAUGUGUUUGUAUGGGUAUCUAGUGGAAAAGCUGGGUUUUCCUGUUCCCUUUUUUUUUUUUUUUUCUAGUACGUUUCUUUAAAGCAGAGUUUGGAACGGUGAGGUGGUUCCUCCAGUUCUCCGGAACUGCUUCUUAUUUGAACGCUUCCAAAGGAAAGUUCAGUUCAUGGGAGCGCAUCAGAAGGCAGCGGGGAGGGCAGAUUUUAAAUUUCAAGAACUUGUGCUUCUAAAAAUCUAAGGGAGCUUUUAAACUUUCUCUUAAAAAUAUCUGUUUUAAAACAAAAAGGUCCCACUGCGCACGUAACGGGCAGUGGUGGUUUUAGGGGGCAGAUCCAGCAGGGGCGCAGCCCCCAGUAGUAGAAGUACUUCAGUCGCACAACUCGCUGUGUCAUAAAGUGACUUUUUAGGCCAUCAGGUGCUCACGAUCAAAGCUCAAACUGUUAAAAAGGGCUGAGUGCUCUGGAUUUAACAAAUAUGAUGUAAUUAGAGGGGUAGGUUUAUAACGAUAAUGGUUUUGUCAUUGUAAUUUAUUAAACAUUACCUAGAGCGAGUGCACAGCAUUACGUAUCUUCCUUUGUUCCUGGUUGCUGGAAGAGAAGAGCUGACCCUCGCUGCAGGGUUUGGUCCUGCCCAGCUCCAUGCGCUCCUGCCAAACAUCCUGGUGCUCAGCGUCAGCACCGGGCACCGUCAGAAGGCAGCUCAGCCUGUGCCAGUGCCCGGGCACACGUGCCACAUCGGUUCGGAGUCCUCUAACGACACUGGUCACGCUUCCACACAGAACAACCCGGUACGCGCUGUCCCUUUCGGAUAGAGUUCUCUGUGAGAGUUAUAUUUUUUGUUUCUUUUGCAUUUUAUACCUUGUAUGUAUCCCUAAAAAACAGAUUUUGUACUUUUUUUUAAAGCCAGUUGUGUAUAUAUCGAUAGGUGCAUGGUACUCGGUAGUGAUUGUUUGGUUCCUUGAGUCUUGCUGCUGUCGGAUGUUCCUACACACAGUGUCCAUCACAACUGUAUUAAACACAUUUCAUAUGUAAAUAAAUGUGGAGCAUUUUGCCCCUAAAGAUUUG